AUGUCACAGACGAGCAGGAACUUCAGGAGAACUCAGGGCAGGAAACCACAAACCGCACAAACACAGGCAGACUCUGCGGAUUGGAACGGCAGUGGACGAUGGAGAAAGUCAUCGGGUUAUGCUAGUGGUGGGGGCUCGAGUGCAGGGCCUCCUCAUUCUCCCUGUGGCGAUACAGAGGAAGAUAAUGGCGAGAUGACAUGUUUGAUCUGCGCGGACACGCUGAGAUACGUGGCAUUGUCGCCCUGUAACCAUACCACCUGCCAUAAAUGCGCCUUCCGCCAGCGUGCAUUGUAUGAGAAGAAAGCCUGUCUGGUGUGCCGUACUGAGCAUGAAUACCUUAUUUUUACCGACCAAAUCAAGGCUGAGCAUGCCCGUUUUGGACCACGAGACAUCGUUGCGGUGGACGACAGGUAUGGGAUCCAGUUCACCAGCUUGAAUGCGGAGUCUGUAACAUUAAGCCUAUUGAAAUAUAACUGUCCUUAUGGUGAUGUCCCGGAAUUUGACUUGGAUUCGUUCAAGAACUAUAACGAACAUUUGAAGAAUGAGCACAAGCGGAGCAUUUGUACUAUCUGUGCGCGGCACAGAAAACAAUUUCCCGCCGAGAUGAAGACGUUAACGCCCAAUCAACUUAAGAUACAUAAUACCAUCGGCGACAGUAAGGGCUUCACCGGCCAUCCGCUGUGUGGUUUCUGUUCUGGGAAACGCUUUUAUUCCGAUGACGAGCUCUAUAUCCAUAUGCGCGAACGUCACGAGAAGUGCCAUAUUUGCGACCAAGUUGAUUCUACCCAACCGCAGUACUUCAAGGAUUAUGACCAAUUGUUUGAACAUUUCAAGCACUCGCAUUAUAUCUGUGCUGUUAGGUCGUGCCUAGAUUCUAAGUUCGUCGUGUUUGCCGACGAUCUGGACCUUCAAGCACAUAUGCUAAAAGAGCACCCUAACAUAAUGGGAAACAAGAGUACCAUCUCACUGACUGCUGGGCGGCGAUACCGAUCUGAACUUUCUUCUGGGUUCACUCCAAACGUCUCCCGCGCCGUGCACGAAACGUCCUCGAGCAAUGCACUUGCAUUGGGCCCGUCUGUGUCUCCAGUAGCGACCGCUGAAUCACCUGAGAUGAAGCGCAAACGUCUUGAAGAACGUGCGAGACAUUAUUUGAACUAUUCCCAAAGCGAAAUGAAGCUAUUUGAACAGAUAAACAACGACUAUAACAAUAAUGUCAUAUCGGCCACAAGUGUACAAAGACGGUAUGACCAACUUUUUAGAAAUCCGGAGGCAGAUACACACUUGUUACUUCGCAAUUUCGCGGACACUUUCCCGGAGGGUUCCUUGAAGUAUAAAGAAUUGAAUGCUAUUUACCAGGCGGAACAGGAGAAGCGUGAACGCCAAGCUAAGUUUCCAUCUCUGUCCACCAAUCCAUGGUAUAGCGCACCAGUUGUCGGUGCGGCUUGGGGUAAAAAUGGGGGCAAAUCAUCUAGUUCACGGAACUUCCCUUCUCUGAGCUCUGCCCUGACUGAUUCAUAUCAAAAUGUUACACCGCAACCGAAAAAGCCUGUGCCAUACAGGCCAACAUCGCCUGUAGCAUCCUCAUCAACGCAGGUGCAAAAUACGAAACGCAAUUCAAAUUACACACCAACUUACCUGAAGAGUAAGACUAAGGGCGAAUCUAGAGCACAGUCUAAUGCUGCACUGUUUCCACCGCUGUCCUCCCCAGACACUAAGAAGUUCCGUGCUCCUCCGGUCAACGAGUUGCCUGACCCGAAGCAGUGGGGGAAGUCCAAGAGAGAACCGUCGCGUUCCGCUGAGGCCCUAGAUAUGAGUCCAAUAGAAAGUGCCCUGCCAACCAGUGGGAAGAGCAAGGGGAAACAAAAACAAAAACAGUUACUGUUCCAUGUAGGUCUCUAA
Eremothecium gossypii ATCC 10895 is the source of this 1899-nucleotide messenger RNA. It is a transcript of the gene HEL2, whose product is annotated as E3 ubiquitin-protein ligase HEL2. The coding region runs from base 1 to 1899 and encodes 632 amino acids. Gene Ontology annotation, biological process: rescue of stalled cytosolic ribosome; protein ubiquitination. Gene Ontology annotation, molecular function: ubiquitin protein ligase activity; ribosome binding. The transcript has a single exon. Lineage: Eukaryota; Fungi; Ascomycota; Saccharomycetes; Saccharomycetales; Saccharomycetaceae. The record is from RefSeq and is marked provisional.